Molecule: messenger RNA, 695 nt
Organism: Gongylonema pulchrum
Lineage: Eukaryota; Metazoa; Nematoda; Chromadorea; Rhabditida; Gongylonematidae
Source: the annotation of a GenBank genome assembly
AUGUAUUUCACUUAGCCACGUGGCCAUUUCAGAUCAUUGACACGGGCGCCAUCUCAGCGGUGCAGUUGGAAGCAGUGGUGUAUGCAUGCCAGGCGCACGAGUUGCGUCUUCCGACCAACGAAAGAAUGGGCUACCUCAUCGGUAUGUGUAUGCUGUUUGACCUGAUUUUGCUUCUCAUCUCCUCCCUGUUACAUUCUGUUACCUUUGCUGCAGGUGACGGCGCCGGUGUGGGCAAGGGCCGAACGAUUGCUUGUAUUAUAUAUGAGAAUUAUCGACUUGGUCGCAAACGUUCCAUUUGGUUGAGUGUUUCGGCGGAUCUGCGAUACGACGCAGAAAGGGACUUAAGAGAUAUUGGUGCUGGAAAAAUCAAGGUUUACGCCCUCAACAAGUUCAACUAUUCGAAAAUUGGUGGGAAAGAGAACGCUGCUAAGAAGGGUUGCAUUUUCGCCACAUAUUCAUCGCUGAUCGGCGAAUGUCGUUCUGUCAAAGGCAAAUAUCGAACUCGCCUGAAGCAGCUCAUUCAAUGGUUUGGACAGGUUUGUGUCUCUGAUUUUUGUUUUGUGCGAAUCAAUUCGUUUCCUUCUCAGUGUUCACAUCCGUUCAGUUCUAGUCAAAUUUGGCAGUUUGAAUUUUUUGCAACAGACAGAAAAUACUCUUUUAACUUAAGCUGGGUUAGACCAACUAGUCUUACUUGA